AUGGCGAAUCAGGAACCAGGAAACACCGCUCAGCCAUCAGACAACACUGCUCCAGCAAGCGCCGGUCCCGUUGUUUUUACGCCUGCAGCUGCUGCGCCCAAGGAGGCAAGUGAAUCCAAGAAGGACGACGGCUUGCCUUUAACAUCAGUCGAGGGGUCGUCAGCCACGCAGGCGGGCGGGGCGGCAACGUCUUCCGCAGCCGAAGCCAACCCAACGGAUCCCUUGAAUUUUGGUCGCCAUCGACGUGAAAAUGUCAGCAAGCGCCAGAUGAAAAUCGACCAUCCUAAUGGGAACAAGAAAGAGCUCAAGAAGUUCUACACCCGACAGAAUGAGCUUAUUGAUCAAUUCUUGGGUGCCGACGAUGAGGAACGGUUGCAAGUGGAGGAGGAUGCCCGGGUGGCUCCAAAGAUCAAGUUCGCCGUCAAUGCCUCCUUUACGGUGAACUUUUGCCUUUUCGUAAUUCAGCUAUACGCUGCCGUCUCGACUGGGUCGCUAUCGCUCUUCGCCACUGCUGCUGAUGCUUUUAUGGACCUCGUCUCGUCUUUUGUAAUGCUGAUAACUUCCCGUAUGGCCGCUAGAGCUAGCAUAUAUAAAUAUCCAGUAGGCCGCACAAGGAUUGAGACCAUUGGAAUUAUCCUCUUUUGUGCCCUAAUGACUACCGUUGCGAUCCAACUGCUCGUCGAGUCGGCACGUACCCUCGGCGGAGGGCCAUCCGAAUCUAAUGACCUCCAAAUCAUCCCCAUCGUAUUCGUGGGUAUUGCCAUCUUUGCAAAGGGCAGUCUGAUGCUUUACUGCCUCGCGUACCGCAGAUAUCCAUCAGUACAUGUCUUCUUCAUCGAUCAUCGCAACGAUAUCGUUGUCAACAUAUUCGGUCUGGUCAUGUCAAUAGUCGGAGACCGGUUUAUCUGGUAUCUAGAUCCUAUUGGUGCUAUAUGCAUCGCACUCCUAAUCCUUUUCUCCUGGAUUUCCAAUGCCUUCGAGCAAGUAUGGCUACUCGUGGGCAAGUCGGCUCCAAAGGAGUUUGUUUCUAAGCUCAUCUACAUAAGCAUGACCCACGAUCCCCUGGUUCAGAAGGUGGACACGUGCCGGGCAUACCAUGCUGGACAAAAAUAUUAUGUCGAAGUUGAUAUUGUUAUGGAUCAGGAUAUCCCGCUGAAGAUCUCACACGAUGUGAGCCAAUCUUUGCAGAGGAAGCUUGAAGGCUUAGGUGAUGUCGAACGGGCAUUUGUCCAUGUUGACUACAACGACGACCACGACAUCCACGAAGAGCACAAACCCCUUUAUGAAGAGAAGAAGCAGGGUCGAACCUUGAAAGAUAUACUGCUCUUCCGAAAGAAAGAAGGUGAAGAGGAACUUAGAAGACAGGAGGUAUCGGGAUAA
Molecule: messenger RNA, 1380 nt
Organism: Daldinia vernicosa
Lineage: Eukaryota; Fungi; Ascomycota; Sordariomycetes; Xylariales; Hypoxylaceae
Exons: 10
Coding region: 1-1380 (459 amino acids)
Biological process (GO): transmembrane transport; monoatomic cation transport
Cellular component (GO): membrane
Molecular function (GO): monoatomic cation transmembrane transporter activity
Source: RefSeq, a predicted model, not a curated record